This is a messenger RNA of Gordionus sp. m RMFG-2023, 869 nucleotides long. RefSeq names its product transmembrane emp24 domain-containing protein 5-like. The transcript is spliced from 5 exons. Gene Ontology annotation, biological process: intracellular protein transport; Golgi organization; endoplasmic reticulum to Golgi vesicle-mediated transport. NCBI's taxonomy places the organism in Eukaryota, Metazoa, Nematomorpha, Gordioida, Chordodea, Parachordodidae. Gene Ontology annotation, cellular component: Golgi apparatus; endoplasmic reticulum; COPII-coated ER to Golgi transport vesicle. The record is from RefSeq and is a predicted model, not a curated record. Bases 34 to 720 code for a protein of 228 amino acids.
CAAGCGGUACUAUACCUUAAAUUUCCUAUACACAUGUGUAGUUUUAAAAAAGUCAUACGUUAUCUGACUAUUUUGUUCUGUGUUAUUAAAAAUGCAAUAUCUUUAGAAUUAACAGAAAUAAUAGAUGGUGGUAGAAUUUCAUGCUAUCAUGUUAUGAUGAAACCUGGUCAAAGAUUCGAAGUGGAUUAUCAAGUUAUUGAUGGAAAUGGUGACAUACAUCUAAUGAUUAUAGAUCCAAAUAAUCAGCAAAUAUUUGCUGAAAUGAGCAAGAACAUUGGACGUUUUGAUUUUCAAGCUCAAGUAAUGGGUGAAUACAGAACGUGCUUCAAUAACAUUCGUGAUAAUAGGCGAAAGGCUGUUUAUUUCGAAAUUUUGAUUGAUGGAAGAGAGUCGGAUGACAUUCUUCAUGAACAAAAUAUCAAUAAAUUCAUCCUCGCGGCCGAAGAUCCGUUCCAUUACCGAAUAGAAAAUGCUACGAACCGACUGAACGGCUUGAAGAAUCAAUUGGACCUUAGUUUGCACAUUAUUACUCUUCGCAGGAUUAUGGAGACACGAGAUAAAAACAUUUUGGAGCAUAAUCUUUCCUUAGUUAAUCGAUGGUCUUUCAUAAAUUUGGCGAUCCUACUCACCGUUUCAGUUAUACAAGUCAUUAUGAUAAGGAGUUUAUUCGACAAUCAGAGCAAAAUCAGGAAAAUUCUUAAAUCCAAGACUUCAUGGUGAAAUCAAUUUUGGAGCCGCUAUAACGUAAAAAUUGUAAAUGUAUUAUGGGAAAUUAUAAUCGGAGAAUAGAAAUUAUCACUAUGAAUGAUUUAUUACGAAUGUAUUUAAUUUCAAUGAUUGUUUAUUUAUAUAUUAGUAAUAAAUUUUAG